Molecule: messenger RNA, 924 nt
Organism: Aspergillus homomorphus CBS 101889
Lineage: Eukaryota; Fungi; Ascomycota; Eurotiomycetes; Eurotiales; Aspergillaceae
Product: translocation channel protein TIM22
Exons: 3
Coding region: 113-643 (176 amino acids)
Biological process (GO): protein insertion into mitochondrial inner membrane
Cellular component (GO): TIM22 mitochondrial import inner membrane insertion complex
Molecular function (GO): transmembrane protein transporter activity
Source: RefSeq, a predicted model, not a curated record
GCUCGGUGUCCGACAUCACCACUUCUCACUUUCUCUUCGGCCGGUCCCCAACUGUGUCUCCUCCUUUUCGUUUCUUCACAUACAACUUGAGAUUCCUUAUUUCACGCACAUCAUGAGUUUCCCCAGUGUGACGCCGCCACUCGGUGGUUUGGGCGGCGGCCCGAACAUGCAGGGCAUGAGUGAGCAGGAGCAGGCGAUGGUGAAGCUGAUGUACUCGGCGAUGGAGUCGUGUCCGGUGAAGACGGUGAUCUCGGGAACGAUGGGAUUCGGACUGGGAGGAGUAUUCGGACUGUUCAUGGCCAGUAUGUCCUACGACUCAACCUUCACGCCGCAAGGCAAAGCGAUCAUGGACCUCCCCUGGCGCGAACAGGUGCGGCGCGGCUUCAAGGACAUGGGCUCGCGCUCGUGGUCCUCGGCCAAGAACUUCGGUAUCGUCGGCGCGCUGUACUCCGGCACCGAGUGCUGCAUCGAGGGCCUGCGCGCCAAAAACGACCUCACCAACAGCGUCGCUGCCGGCUGCAUCACUGGUGGCAUUCUGGGCGCGAAGGCCGGCCCCCAGGCGGCUGCUGCUGGGUGUGCGGGCUUUGCGGCGUUUAGUGCGGCCAUUGAUGCUUAUAUGCGGAUGCCUUCUGAUGAGGAUUAGUUGCACCUUGGUCUAUGGGGGGUAUUGUUGGCCCGGGGCUGAAAGGGACGAUAAUCGCGGUGUGAAUGGGAGGUAGGGAGAGGAUAUCCGGGUGUUGGAUAGGACCCGGAGGCUGGCUGUACAUGUUUCAUACAUGGUUUGGCGUUAUUGUUCGUUCGGCAUAGAAUGGGUGCAUAUGGCGUUGUUUUCGGUUAUGUUGAUUUGCGUGCGUUGUCUGGUCUGGUCUAUAGACUCACUACACUCUUGUAUAGUAUUACAUCAUUUCUCAGCCGAUCCUGAGG